AUGUCAAAUCGAAACCUCGCCAACGUAAUAGUCGACUCCCUCUCCAACGCCGGCGUCAGGAUCGUCUUCGGCAUCCCCGGCGCCAAAGUAGACGGGAUAUUCGACGUAUUGAGCGACCACCCCAGCAUCAAGCUCAUAGUCUGCCGCCAUGAGCAAAACGCCGCUUUCAUGGCUGCCGCAGUCGGCCGAUUAACUGGGUUGCCAGGUGUAUGCCUGGUGACAUCUGGUCCGGGGACAAGCAACCUCGUCACUGGCCUUGCGACAGCGACGACUGAGGGGGAUCCCGUACUCACAAUCGCUGGUACAGUCUCGAGGCUACAAGCGGCGCGACAUACGCACCAAUCCCUUGACGUGAACAAGGUUCUCGAAGGGGUAUGCAAAUCCGUUAUCCAGGUCGGAGUCGAAGAUCAGGUUAGCGAAGUCAUCGCCAACGCCUUUCGUGAUGCGCGCAGAUUCCCACAGGGCGCAACAGCCGUGGCUCUGCCAAUGGAUAUUAUCAAAAGUACCUCAAUCGGUGUGCCGCCGUUUCCGAGUCUCAGCUUCGAGUCCCCAGCUUAUGGAGCAAGUAAUCCGAAAUUGGGCAAGAUUGCUGUCGACAAGCUUAUGGCUGCGAAAUAUCCUGUUAUAUUGCUGGGUAUGAGGUCUGCAGAUCCGAGCAUUGUGGCUUCAGUUCGUCGGAUGAUCAGAGAUCACACAUUGCCUGUUGUGGAGACCUUCCAAGCUGCAGGUGCAAUUAGUGAGGAUCUUUUGCAUAGGUAUUAUGGUCGUGUGGGAUUGUUCAGAAAUCAGCCUGGAGAUAAGGUGCUAGCUAGAGCCGAUCUGAUCAUUGCGGUGGGCUAUGAUCCGUACGAAUACGACGCAGAGACUUGGAAUGUGAAUAAUCCCACUACCGUUCGUAACAUCAUCCACAUUGAUUACACAGACGCCCAAGUAUCGCAGCAUUAUAUGCCACAAAUCGAACUCCUGGGAAACCCAGCAGAUAUACUCGAUGAACUGACCUCCAGCCUACAAGCCUUCAAGCCAACCUUCUGGUCUGGUGUAGAAGAUACCCUAGAAAACAUCCGACAAGAAAUCGACAAAUGGCAAUCAGCCGCAACAGAAAACACCUUAUCACAAGGUCUACUAGAUGAACCCGUACAACCAACCCAUUUCGUCUACCAACUCCGCCACAUGCUCCCCAAAGAAACCGUCGUUUCGGUCGAUGUUGGUACUGUUUAUAUCUACAUGAUGCUGUACUUUCAGAUCUACUCACCACGCCACCUUCUCUGCUCCAACGGGCAACAAACUCUGGGAGUCGGCUUACCAUGGGCAAUAGCAGCAAGUCUAAUCCAAGAGCCCCCCUGUUCCCGCAAGGUAGUCAGCGUAAGCGGCGACGGUGGCUUCAUGUUCAGUUCUCAAGAACUCGCAACCGCAGUGCUGCAGAAAUGCAACAUUACGCAUUUCAUCUGGAACGAUUCGGGGUACAAUAUGGUUGAAUUUCAGGAAGAGGCCAAGUAUGGUCGUAGCUCGGGUAUUAAAUUGGGUGGUAUUGAUUUUGUCAAGUUUGCGGAGGCGUUUGAGGGUGCAAAAGGUUUCAGGGUUAAUACGAUGAGAGAGUUGAAGGAUGUUAUGAGGGAGGCGUUGGCAUUUGAGGGGGUGGCGGUUGUGGAUGUGAGGAUUGAUUAUAGUAGGAGUCGAGAGUUGAUGAGGAAUAUUAUUCCGAAGGAUUAUCGAUAA
Messenger RNA from Talaromyces marneffei, 1716 nucleotides. RefSeq lists its product as uncharacterized. The transcript has a single exon. Gene Ontology annotation, molecular function: magnesium ion binding; thiamine pyrophosphate binding; acetolactate synthase activity. Lineage: Eukaryota; Fungi; Ascomycota; Eurotiomycetes; Eurotiales; Trichocomaceae. Gene Ontology annotation, cellular component: acetolactate synthase complex. The record is from RefSeq and is a predicted model, not a curated record. Gene Ontology annotation, biological process: butanediol metabolic process; L-valine biosynthetic process. Bases 1 to 1716 code for a protein of 571 amino acids.